Messenger RNA from Argiope bruennichi, 866 nucleotides. RefSeq names its product phosphatidylinositol-glycan biosynthesis class X protein-like. Gene Ontology annotation, cellular component: endoplasmic reticulum membrane. NCBI's taxonomy places the organism in Eukaryota, Metazoa, Arthropoda, Arachnida, Araneae, Araneidae. The record is from RefSeq and is a predicted model, not a curated record. The coding region runs from base 166 to 858 and encodes 230 amino acids. The transcript has 5 exons. Gene Ontology annotation, biological process: GPI anchor biosynthetic process.
GGAAAGCUAUUUUAGGUUAUUAUAUUGGCGACUAACUCGGAGGCACGGCACACUAAUGUACGAUUAAACCAAGGAUUGAAUUAUCCAUUAUGAUUAAAGGAGUAUUGACAAAGUCUGAAUUUUCAAGUAGCAAAAGCUAGUAAAGAUAUUCUAUAAUAGUAAAGAAUGCUGCGCUUUUUCAUCAUUACAGAAAAAACGUUGCGUUUUUCAUACUAUUUAAUAUUUUUAUUUACAUUUAUAAAAGACGCAUAUUCUCAACCUUAUAAAUCUUUACAUUUUAAUAGAUCCGUCCUUUUAUCUGGAUAUCAUCGAAUAUUGCAAUAUAACAUCACUCUUCCUGAAGUCAGAGGUCCAACACAAAUUCUUAUUAUGGAUACUUUGCCUAAAGAUGCAUACAUAGAUCCUUAUCAACUCUGCAAAAGAAUAGAAGAUAAUGAAUUUAAGCUCUUAACUAAUGAACAAAUUCAUUCUGAAAUCCCAGCUUAUCAAGCUCAAUCAUUUCGCAUUCAGCUGUGUUCUGUAUCCCAAACUAACUCUCAUGAAAUUGAGGUUCCAAUUCAUCUCAGAUAUCAAAAACCACAUGAUUGUAAAAUAUAUGGGAAAAGUGUUAUCAUCAAUCUAGCAGAUGCAGUAGUACAUAUAAGAACACUCAGUAAAGACUUUUUCAAUGCACAAUGUUUUAAUAUAGAAAAUGAUGAUUCAUGGAUGGAAAAGAUGGUAACAGCUAAAACAAGUUUCCAUGUUCCUGUAGGGUGUGCAGAGGAUUUGUGUGUAGUAUUUGUCUUAACUAUAAGUGUUUUAGUGGGAACUGCAUUAUACAUAUCUUCUAUGUUAAUAAAAUUAAAUAAGAAAUUGUGAUAUUUGAA